UGUAGGUGGCAAGGUGUGGGCAGUGUCUCAGAAUUCCCCAGGCUGGUAGCUGAGCCACCAACCGCCGCCAUGAGUUCAGACGAGAACCCUGAUUGGUUGGGAGAGCUGCUGGCGGAGAUCCAGCUGGAGCAGUUUCUUCCGAAGAUCCGGGACGAGCUGCACGUGACCAGACUGUCCCACUUCGACUACGUGAAGGGGGAGGAUCUGGAGAAGAUCGGGAUGGGGAAGCCCGGGCAGCGAAGGCUCAUGGAGGCCAUCAAGAGGAAAAAAGCUGCCCAGAGAAAGUCCUGGUUAGGAAAGGUGCUGCUAAGAAAAGAGCCGGAGUGCCCCAGUAAACCGUCCUUCACAGCGAAGCGCCCCUCCCCCACCUCCACCACAGCGUCCAUGUCCUUCAACACCUCCCAGCUCACCUGCCUCAUCAGUGAGAAGGAGCUGUGUCUGUACGAGAAGCUGGGAGACGGGUCCUUCGGAGUGGUCAGGAAGGGCGACUGGACAACACCGGGAGGAUGCACGAUCCCAGUAGCAGUGAAAUGUUUGAAGAACGAGGUGCUAGUACAGCCAGACGCCUUCAUGGACUUUGUGAAGGAAGUCAACGCCAUGCACCAGUUGGACCAUCCCAACCUCAUCCGCCUCUACGGGGUGGUGCUGUCCUCCCCCCUCAUGAUGGUGACAGAACUCGCACCCAAAGGAGCGUUACUGGACAAGCUGCGAAAGGCCGGGCACCGCUUCCCCAUCGCCACGCUGUGUGAGUACGCCAUCCAGAUCGCCAACGGGAUGGCGUACCUCGAGUCUCACAGAUACAUCCACAGGGACCUCGCUGCAAGGAACAUACUACUGGCGUCUAACGAAGUGGUAAAAAUUGGUGACUUUGGUUUGAUGCGAGCCCUGCCACAAACAGAGGACUAUUAUGUCAUGACUGAGCAGAAGAAAGUGCCUUUUGCAUGGUGUGCGCCGGAGAGUCUGAAGAGUCGACAUUUUUCUCACGCCAGUGACACGUGGAUGUUCGGAGUCACACUUUGGGAGAUGUUCACGUAUGGAAAUGAGCCGUGGCUCGGUUACAAUGGUACCCAGCCUGACUUUGACCUUGAAUCCCCAUGUGGUGAAGGUUGCGUACAUCCUGCUACCAUGAUAUUACAGAAGAUAGACCAGGAGGGAGAGCGGUUACCGAAGCCCAGCGACUGUCCCCAGGACAUCUACCAGCUCAUGAUGCAGUGUUGGGCACACAAGCCCUGCGACAGGCCCACCUUCGAGGCUCUCAAGGACUUCCUAACAGAGGCCAGGCCCCCAGAGUACCGUGCAGUCAGCAAGUCUAAAGACGCGGACGAUGGAAAACUUCCCAUGGACACUGGUGACAUCAUAACCAUUAUCGAGGGCAGGGCAGAGAACUACUGGUGGAGAGGCCAGAACAGAGGGACGCUGCAGAUCGGACAGUUUCCACGCAACCUGGUGGUGCCGAAGAGCGGGCGCGUGAUCGCCGACAUCAGCAAACCGCUGAAGGACAGCUUCAUCCACACGGGACACGGCGCGGGCGAUACUAAGGCGGAACAGUGGGGGCACCCUGAUCACAUUGACGAAGUGUACCUGAGAAACCCCAUGGACCCUCCUGAUCUGCUUGGCAUAGAAGAACCCAACAGCCCACAGAAGAGACUGCCUUUGGCAAGCAGAAGACCUGUCUAUGACGAGCCCCCAGAGAAUGAGAGCGGGGAGUACGCUCGUCUGAAGAGACAGCCUUCCAACGCUUCUUCUGCAGGCAGCAAGAAGCAGCAACAACAGCAACAGCAGCAUCAGGAGAAAUCCCUGGGCAAGAGCAAGUUCUACAUCCAGAUACCUGCCAAGGACAAGGCCAACAAGUCCAAACCGAUGAUGCUGAUUGAUCUGUCUGAUGUCGACGGAAACGGAGAGAACGCAGGGACAAGGAGAACGACAUCCCCGCCCCGGACGCUGCUCGACAGCUAUCCCACCCCUCCCACCAGCCCGACCAAAACCCUCCCCAGACCCCUGAACCCCCAACCCGCUGGUAAAGACGGCAGUGACAUGUACUGGGACACAAAACCUCUCCCCCCUAUCCCUGUAACUUAUGACGAUGUCCCAGAUGAGGAAGCCCUCGCGUCAUUGGCCGGUCGGGACGCAGCAAAGGAAGCUGGAGUGGUCAGCAGCCAAUCAGAAAGGCUGUUGAGCAGAGGAAGGAGUGCAAAGGAAGGAAGCGUGAUGGAAGAAAGAGCAAUGGCGGCGUUUCUGUGGUUGAACAAUGAGAUGAUCGAUGCGAUGCGACGGUCCCAGACCCUGCCGCAGAAUGUGAGACGGAAAUCGAAAAGCGCCGACGUGUCGCCAGACCAAAGUCCUCGGAGUCGAUACCUCGCUACAACGCAGCUGGGACAGCACGAUCACCAUGACGAUGACUUUGAAAGUUCGGACAAAAAGCCUCUGUUGCCGCCAAGAGCGCGGGACAGCAGCCGGUUCAUCACCCUGCCAACGAAGAUGAAAGCAAAUGGGAAGAGAGACACGCAGACACAGAAGUCUAAUGACUCUAGUAAGUCGAACGAUUCCGGAUUCGAGGGUUCGCCCAGAAAUUCCUCGGAAGCUGCUACGGACGUGUUAGUGGAUGUGAGUGGAGAGAGUAAACCUGAGAUCCCUCCGCGGAUUCCGCUCAGAAUUCCCAGCCAGCCCAUCGGUGCCACGUUACGGAGCCCUCGACUUUCGGACUCUUGUGUGCCCUUUGACCUGUCUCCUGAUGUAGAAGGAGACAUGUCAUCGUUGUCGAGUAGUGCCCCUAGCCCGGUUACCCCACCAGUGUUUGACGAAGGUGUUCCUCCGAUCCCUCCCCGGCUACCGAUCCAGCCUCUCUCUCUCAACGCCUCGUGGCCGAGAAGUUUUGUCACUCAGGACGACACGAGUCUUACGUCCACAGCUGCUCACCGAUCCAGCUGGGACAAACCCUUCAUCUACCCCAUCACGAAAAACGGACAGAAACUCAGCAACACUCAUUACUUCCUCCUCCCAAAGAAACCCGAAGACUUUGACCCAAACAACAGUAUGAACUUCUCUGUCAACGCAAAGAACCCCCCCAAGAUACCUCCGCCGCCCAACAUGGCCCACGUUCGGCCUCUCCCUCGGGAGGAGGUGAAGCUGCAGGCCCAAACGCACCGUCCGGGCGAUCUCGGCGUGGAGAAUGUUGCAUAUAGAACUAGCUCCACCUCCCUGGGGGUUCCCUUGCUGCCGCCUCCCCCAAAGGUGGACUCCUUGCGGCCGGGCACGCUCCCCGCGAGACGGUCGGUCUCACAGCCCAACGACGAAAGCGUGCAGAAGUCAACUGGUGUAGAGACGGAGCGACGGCGCUCGCGGACUCCCGAUUCCUUCUCCGCUAUGAAGGAGACGAGUGGCUCUCAGGAAAAGGUCUACCAGGUUCAGAUGAGUGUGCAUGGGGUGACCACGGAUGAAUGUGAGCACGCUCUGCAGAACAACAACUGGGAGGUCAAGAAGGCUAUUGACUACCUCAAGGUUGAGCAGCUGUUUCGAAUCGGUGUCCAGUCCAAAGACCGCUGUCAGAAAAUGCUGGAGGCCUUCAACUGGAACCUGGAGAAGGCCAGUGCUGCUGUGCUGGAGGAUUGGAACACCAGAUGACCUCUGAACUCUGACACGUAGGGGCAAAGGUCAACCUGCUGACGUACUGGAGUUUGGCUGCUGACGUACUCGAGUUGAGCAAGAAGGAUCACAAGUGUUUACUGGAUCACAAAAUUCCUGUGGUUGUAAUUGGUCGAGCAAGCAAACAGAAAUCUGUUUUUAAUAUGAAAAGAUGCUACGAAAGAUGUCACGAUUGUUAAAGGGAUUUCAUAUCUCUUAAGGUUUACAUGUACAUGUAGUUUUUAUUUAACCCCUCCACUGCAGUGGGCUUAUCUCUGUACCUGGAUUUGCAAAGGUUACAGCGGAAGCCUGCAGUUACAGGGUUAAUGUUUCCUUUUACUCCAGGGUGGAGCUAACUUUUCAGCCAUUUUACUCCGAAGAAGUAAACUUCACUUUGUAAAAGGGAUCAAAGUUGACUCUCCGUUCAACUUGAGAAAUGAAGUUUUACUUGUGUUUUCACACACCUGAAAGCUUGCGAGUUGCAUACAUGGAGAAAAUUGUAUAUUUUCCCGAAUCAGAAUAAAAGGCACAUCGAUUCCGUGCCUUUCCAAAAUGUCGAAAGUUGAGAGAAUGAUUUAGAUAAAAUUGCUGUGAUGAAGUCUGCAUGAGAGAAAGAAUAUUGAGGAUGUAAAUUUAAAACCAAUGAAAAUAAUUUUGUUGUCGUUAUUGUGACAACAGUUACAUGUCUGAGAUUAUGAUGGUUUUUGUGUAUCUUGUAACAAUACAUAGUAACGUUAAUAGGUGCAUAAUGUAUAAUAUCUUAAUUGAAAGAGGCCAGACUGUAUUUUAAGCAAGUUGUGUGUAGCUAGAAAAAAGUGUUGCACCUUUUUCAAGAUAUGUAUGUAAAAAUAUAAAGGGUCUAAAAUGUGGUGGAGAGGUGGACACAGUAUAUUUCUGUUUUUAACCGUACAUGUAUGACUGUAUGUAUAGUAUUGGUACUAUGCACACCAGGGUGGUUACGAUAGAUGUACAUGGAUCAAAUUUGACUUGCUGCAAUUUGUUGUUAGGUAAGGGACUAAACUUUAGUUUUGAUGCAAAGUGAAAUCUGACUUAGACCACACUGAUUCAAUUCUUUGGUUUUUAGACUAGAGAGCAAAUGAAAAUUGAAGAACAUAGAAAAACUUGAGUCUACUUGUAUAUGUACAAGUAUGAAACUGUGUUUCCAAAACCAAUUCAUUAAAAUCGGUGUGGUCAUUUGAAACCAAGGUUUUAGUCCAUUUUGUGUUGUUCACCAACAGAGUUUGGUUUUACUGUAGAUUUUAGGUACAGGAGAAAGAAAUGACUGUAAGAUAGAUAUGUAUGGCCACUUGUAAACUUGUAACAAUAUGUGAUAUUUGCCAUUAAUAAUUUGUGUCCAUUUUUGUACAGAGGCCUGUGGUAGUGUCUGCUCCGAAUUUCAACAUGGUAUCUUAUGUGUAAUAUGGGUAUAUAUUCAAAGGGGUCCUUGUUGCAUGGUAUUUGUGAAAAGAUGUAGGUAUGAUUUUAUUUGUUUUAGGUAAUUUUUUGAUUGUUGGAGGCUUGACUUAUGCUGUGCAUAUUAGGUAUACAACAAUGUUACUACUUGGACUAGUACAUUUGUAUGAUUUUAACAGGCUGUGGUGGGGUGAACAUCCUUAGUGCAAUUCACUAUGUAUGUUAUUUGGAGGCAAAGUGUUUUCUUCGUUCCUGUACGUUAGGGUAUGAUGGACACACAGUAUAGCUUAGGCCCUGACCAGCACAUUUCAGUGUUGUAUUGUUCAGUAUGAUAUUUUGCCUGUUCACGUCUCUGAAUCUUGUACCAAAUGUUUUGUUGGUCUUCUGUUUGUAAGUAUGUGUAGCCCAGAUAGUAGUACCCUGACGAUUUACAAACCAAGUGUAACCUAGAUAAGUGUCAAAAUUAUGACUAGUUAUGGUAUGCUCAUUAGUACUUGGUCCAUGCUUUUAAAACAAUUUUUUCCUAUCCUGUCACUUUUUGUUCCUAUGCUGCCAUUGUUGUAAGCAGUUUUUGACAUUAGGUUAAACUGGUUUUCCUUCUGUCAUUGUCUAAUUCCAACAUAGAAAUUGUGAAGUUUUCACUGUCCUACCCAUUUGACUACUGAAAUUUUAGCUUAGCUAAAUACAACUUGAAGGGGUACCUUGGUGAACCUGAUUAAUAUUGUAUGUAUUGUCUACUGAAGUCAGGAAGGAAAGAGUUCAUCAUUUACCUGUCUGUUCUACUGCAUUUAUUGACCUUCUUUCUAGUGUGCGUUCAUACUUGUAUUGGCAACACCCAGCAGCCCUGUUGUGUAUUUUUGCCUCCUACUGUACCACUAAGUCUUGUUUUGUGCUGUAUGUACAUGUACAUGUAUGAAUGAAGUGCAGCUAGGCCUUGCUAUCCUGGAAACACUGCCAUUAGGGGGGCUGGGGACUUGUUUGUGCUCCAUGCCUGGCACAUCUUUAGUUUGCAAUAAACGGUAUGUUGACCUCAUGGGUCAGAUAAAACAA
This is a messenger RNA of Branchiostoma floridae (Florida lancelet), 6084 nucleotides long. RefSeq names its product activated CDC42 kinase 1-like. The coding region runs from base 70 to 3621 and encodes 1183 amino acids. The record is from RefSeq and is a predicted model, not a curated record. Lineage: Eukaryota; Metazoa; Chordata; Leptocardii; Amphioxiformes; Branchiostomatidae. The transcript is spliced from 15 exons. Gene Ontology annotation, biological process: protein phosphorylation. Gene Ontology annotation, molecular function: ATP binding; protein binding; protein tyrosine kinase activity.